UAUUGUCUUUGGUACUGAAGCUUGAAGGCAAUACUGUUGCACAAUGGGCUCCAUCGGUCCAGUGAGCACAGAAGUUUGCUGUGACAUAUUCAGGGAACUGAGAAGCCAGAGUGUCCAGGAGAAUGUCUGCUACUCCCCUCUGCUCAUCAUUUCAACCCUCUCCAUGGUCUACAUAGGUGCAAAAGAUAACACCAAGGCUCAGAUAGAGAAGGCUAUCCACUUUGAUAAAAUCCCAGGAUUUGGAGAGAGUGCUGAAUCUCAGUGCGGCACAUCUGUGAGCAUCCACAAUUCACUUAAGGACAUCUUUACCCAAAUCACCAAACCAAGUGACAAUUAUUCGAUUAGCAUUGCCAGAAGAAUUUAUGCUGAAGAGAAAUACCCAAUUCUGCCGGAAUACAUACAAUGUGUAAAGGAACUGUAUAAGGGAGGUUUGGAAUCUAUUGACUUUCAAACAGCUGCAGAAAAAUCCAGAGAGAUCAUAAAUUCCUGGGUUGAAAGUCAGACAAACGGGACGAUCAAAAAUAUCCUUCAACCAAGCUCUGUCAGUUCACAAACUGACAUGGUCCUGGUCAGUGCCAUCUACUUCAAAGGACUGUGGGAGAAAGCAUUCAAGGAAGAAGACACCCAAACAGUUCCUUUCAGAAUUACUGAGCAAGAAAGCAAACCUGUGCAGAUGAUGUCUCAGAUUGGUACAUUCAAAGUGGCAGAGAUCCCUUCUGAGAAAUGCAGGAUCCUGGAGAUUCCAUAUGCCAGUGGGCAGCUGAGCCUGUGGGUGCUGUUGCCUGAUGACAUCUCUGGCCUGGAGCAGCUUGAGACCGCAAUCACCUUUGAAAAUCUCAAGGAGUGGACCCGUUCUAGUAAGAUGGAAGAGAGGAAAAUCAAAGUUUAUCUCCCCCGCAUGAAGAUUGAGGAGAAGUAUAACCUCACAUCCGUCUUAAAAUCCUUGGGUAUCACCGACCUGUUCAGCUCAUCAGCCAAUCUCUCUGGCAUCUCUGCAGCAGACAGCCUGAAGGCAUCUGGAGCAUUUCAUGAGGCAUUUGUGGAGAUCUAUGAAGCAGGCAGUAAGGAAGCAAGCUCAUCAGGAACUGGGAUAGAUGACACAAGUGUCUCUGAAGAGAUUAGGGCUGACCACCCUUUCCUCUUCUUGAUCAAGCACAACCCAAGUGACAGCAUCUUGUUCUUUGGCAGAUGCUUUUCCCCUUAAAGAGAGGAAAGCUGAAAGAGCUUCUGUUCCUCACAGCAAGACCCAAAGUGCUGCAGUAUCAAGGGUAAAAAGAAACACAAACUUUCUCUUUUAUCCAUAUUUUCUAAAACCAGAAGGCUUUAUUUAAUUAAAAAAAAAAAAAAUUUGACCCAAAGAAAGCAUGAGCAUUAACAGAAAUGUUCUUGGUGCAAUUUAACAAUAAUAAUGCGGAAUCAUCACACUGAAAAAACACAUCACUUUUUUUUGGAAAAAAUGCAGUCUUCUAACUGAACCAGUUUCUCUAUGGACACAUUUUUGUGGUGACUCCUCUGGAAAAAGUCACUCAAAAUUUCCUAGAUUAAACUACUACCAACCAUACCUACUCUGACAAAGCAAUUGAUUUUUAUUUCUACCCCUGAUACUGUAAGGCUCUUCCUCACUUUAUAAAGAUGCGUUAUAGGAAUCUUAUAAUUGAUAUUUCUUCUUAAGCCUUUUUGGAUCAAUCAUGGCAGGUAUGGAUCAAGUAUGGCAGGUUGCUAUUGAAAUUUUCUCCAUGUAUCCUAUCCCUGUAUAUAAUGGGUCUUGAGGAUGUAUACUUU
Molecule: messenger RNA, 1782 nt
Organism: Sturnus vulgaris (Common starling)
Lineage: Eukaryota; Metazoa; Chordata; Aves; Passeriformes; Sturnidae
Product: ovalbumin-like
Biological process (GO): negative regulation of endopeptidase activity
Molecular function (GO): serine-type endopeptidase inhibitor activity
Source: RefSeq, a predicted model, not a curated record